AUGGAAAGAUAUAGAGCAGGCCAAUGGAGCAUUGAAGUAGAAAGGGGUCGCUUACUCCGCUCAGACGAAACCCUUACACUCAAUCGUCAAACUGGUAUAAAAAUUCCCCAAACAUUUUAUGGAAACAGCUUUGUUUCUUUUAAAAACACUGAUCUUGGAUUCAAUUAUUUUAUAUCUUCAGAAGCAGCAUUGCAGCUUUGUGAGCCUGAACUAAGAAAUGAAAAACUAUAUAGAGAGGGUAAUUUAUUGCAUGACCACAUUAAUAUUGUUCCUCGACCAAUUAAAAAUCCAAGUUUGAAUCUUAAUACAAAUGGAACAAGAACAGACUGAACUUUUUCAACGCCUUAUAAGGGAAGCUUAAGGCCAGUUUAUCCGAGAAAAGAUCUACCUGAAAAUGUGAUUUUUCAAAUUUCUAAUGACAACCUUCCUUUGCAUCGACUUGGACAAGAUAAUCCAAUAUUAUGAAGUUCAGAGUUAAAAUUUUAUGAGGAUUCUUUAGAAGAAAUAGGGGUCUCAACCUUUUAUAUGAGAGUUCGAGCAAUGCAAGAUUGCUUCUAUGCUCUGCUAAGGUGCUAUGUUAGAAUUAAUCAUUCUUUGGUAAGAAUAUUGGACACACGAAUUUUUCAUGAAUUUGAGAGCAAUAAAAUUCUAAGAGAAUUUCAGUUUCGGGAAGGUUCUUUUGAUGAAAUCAAUGCCAAUGGAUUUGAGUUUUCUCCUGACUGGUAUUCAAAUUCACGACAAAGUGACAUUAUUUUUCAAUAUUUACCUGUCAAAAUGUUAUUUAAAGAUUCCAUAAUAUAUAAUGAAAAUAACAAGAAUUAA
This is a messenger RNA of Blepharisma stoltei, 822 nucleotides long. NCBI's taxonomy places the organism in Eukaryota, Ciliophora, Heterotrichea, Heterotrichida, Blepharismidae. The record is from the annotation of a GenBank genome assembly.